Messenger RNA from Zea mays, 1215 nucleotides. RefSeq lists its product as uncharacterized. The transcript is spliced from 5 exons. NCBI's taxonomy places the organism in Eukaryota, Viridiplantae, Streptophyta, Magnoliopsida, Poales, Poaceae. The record is from RefSeq and is a predicted model, not a curated record. Bases 1 to 942 code for a protein of 313 amino acids.
AUGGGGCUGGGCACCGCGCUGGAGGGGGGGAUGGGGCCGCCGCGCCGAGGGCCGGGCACGCCGGACCGGGGUCGAGCCGCGCGAGGAAGAGCCACCGCACCGAGGGCUGGGCUGUGCAGGGGAAGGGGCGACGCGCUGGGGGCCAGGUUGCAUGGGGGAGGGCGGGCCGGGGAGGGGCUUCCAUGGCCAGGGGGCGCCGCGGGCAGGGGAGGGCGCGCGCAGGCAGAGAGAGGAGGAGGAUUCUCCCUCCCCACGUGCGUCUCCUCGGCCACCAUCUCCACGAGCACCUCCGUCGCCGCGUCUCCUCAGCCGCCAUCUCCGCGAGCACCUCCGCUGCCGCAUCUCCUCAGCUGCCAUCUCCACGAGCACCUCUGCCGCCUCUCCAACAUAUUCUCCGACGCUAUCCCCUUUCCCUCGACAAGCUCCAUCCAGGAGUGUGUCUGCACAAAGUCUCAAUCCCUUGGUACUAAUUCACUUGAUUUGGAUGGACAAGAAACCACAAGUGUCUUCAAUCUAUCUUCUGAUGCUCAAUAUGUCCCAGUCAAUACUAAUGAACCCACUGAAGCUCAAUUUGUCCCAUCUAAUCAAGAAUCAAGCCAGAGAGAAGGUGGCAGUGGGAGAAAGUGUAAGCAAAGCCAUGUUGGAUUAGCUCUUGAAAGUUAUGUGGAGUUUAAAAAGAUCCAAAAUACAGAAACACUUGAAACUCUUAAAGAACAUAAGAGGCAAGAGGAUCAAUUUUCUAUUAGCAAGUGCCAGGUUGAAUUGAAAGGAAUGGAUGGAUUAACAACCAUGAACAAAUCAUAUGCUUUGGAGCUUUUCGUAUCUGCGACAAACCGAGAGAUGUUCUUAACAACAACAGAACAUGAUGUUAGAGAAAUUUGGCUCAAACGCAAAAUUAGGUUGCUUCGGGGGAGUGAUGCAUGGACUGAACAAAUGAUAUGAGCAAAAUUGGAACAAAUUUUAGAUGUAUUUUGUUGACGGUGGCUUCACAAUCUGGCACAUGACUCAUGAAAAGCAGUGUUCUGCUACAAACAUUUUGUUGAUACUGCCUUUAGUUUGUGUUGAUGCUUCAGUUUGCUGACGAUGAUGCUUAUACUGUCUUUUACUACUUCGAUUUGCUUGACAAACUAUUGUAAUGACAGAUAAAGUGUGAUGUCAUGAUGGAUGAACCAAUUUACUAUGCUUCAGUUUACUAUGUCUUUUAUAUUGGCUUUA